Arctia plantaginis is the source of this 3951-nucleotide messenger RNA. The record is from the annotation of a GenBank genome assembly. Lineage: Eukaryota; Metazoa; Arthropoda; Insecta; Lepidoptera; Erebidae.
AUGGGCGUUCGCCAGAACCCUUGGACUCCAACAAAACGUCGAGGCCCAAUUGCCGCAGAGUCAUCAAGUCCAGGUCCCGCUGUAGUGUCCCUUCCGUCUCUUAUAGGCAAACCUCCACAAGAAUCACGCAGAGUACGUGCUCCAGCUUUUACUUUUGGUCAAAAGCUUGAACCUCCUGGUCUUAUUUCUAAAGCAGGUCCCGGACCGGCUACCUACAACACGGAAGGAAUGACGGCUAAAGCGCCAAACACAUAUUCUAUGCCACCGGUUCUCGGCGAGGCCAAAGAGGGCGGUAAACGUGCAGCACCAGCCUUUAGUAUCACUGGUCGUGGUAGAGCCGUGGAAGCUAAAGGUCCCUUGCCUGGUCCUGGUACCUAUACAACAGAUAAAGCUUCAACAGCUUUGAAUAAAAGACCUCCUGCCUACACCAUCGCACCAAGGCGAGAGCUCAGGCUUCCGUCUGCUGCCGUACCCGGGCCUGGGGUAUACUGUCCCGAAAAGAAAAUUACGAAUAUUCACAAGAGAUCUACGAGAAACAGCUUUUCAAGAAAAAUGAAACUAGAAAGUUCUGAACAAGUUCCUGCGCCUAAUGCUUAUUGUCCAGAAAAGGCAGACAGAAUGCUUAGAGAAAAAUCACCUGCAUACUCAUUUGGCACUAAAAGUACUAUUACUAAAGUACAAAACGCACCCGCCCCUAAUUUGUAUUCACCUGAAAAGUCUAUGAAUUCGUUUAAAAGCGGCCCUAAAUACACUUUAGCUGGUAAAGGUGUUGCUGAAAAACUUGAAGUAACGCCUGGUCCGAAUUACUACAGCCCUCAAAAGGCAGAUAAAAUUUUACACGAAAGUUCCCCCGCUUACACGAUGCGCUCAAAAGAAUUUGUAGAAAAAAUUGAGCAAACACCAGCUCCAAACAUAUAUUCUCCAGAGAAAUCAAUGCAUAUGUUGAAUGGUGGACCAAAGUAUACUAUGUCAGGAAAGAGUGCACAUGUCAAGUCAUCAGAAACACCAGCACCAAAUGCCUACACGCCUGAGAAGGCUGAUAAAGUUUUACACGAAAAUUCACCAGCUUUUACAUUUAGGAUAAAAGAACAAGUGACAAUAAGAAGCGAAUCACCUGCGCCUAACAUGUAUGCGCCAGAAAAAUCUAUGCAUAUGUUAGAUGGUGCUCCAAAAUUCAGCAUAGGUGGUAAAGGUCAUCCCGAUAAAAUUGAAAGUACUCCGGCACCUAAUGCUUACUGUCCAGAUAAAGCUGAUAAAAUUUUACAUGAAUCAUCACCAGCUUAUACUUUCCGAGUUAAAGACCAAAUUGCAAAACCCGAUAAUACACCUGCUCCAAAUAUAUAUUCACCAGAAAAAUCAAUCAACAUGUUCCAUAGUGCCCCAAAAUUUAGCAUUACUGGUAAAGGGCUUUCACAAAAAAUAGAAGAUGGUCCAGCACCAAAUGCUUAUAAUUUAGAUAAAGCUGAUAGCAUUCUUCAUGAAUCAGCGCCUGCAUAUACAUUCAGGCCUAGAACUGCAACAGAUAAACCAAGUUACACGCCAGCACCAAACGUAUAUCAUCCGCAUCUUAGUGAUAGUGCUCCAAAAUUUAGUUUGUACGGCAAAGGUCAUGAUGUUAAGACUUCAGAUACACCUGGACCUAAUGCUUACGAACCGCAUUUAUUAGACGGAACUCCUAAAUUUACUAUGGGAGGAAGACCUCCCUCCGACAAGCCAUCUAAUGUACCAGCUCCUAAUGCGUAUGAUCCGCACUUACUUGACAAUUCUUUAAAAUUUACCUUAGGUGGUAAAGGAAUUGACACGAAACCUUUUAAUACUCCUGGACCCAAUAGUUAUGAUCCUCACUUAUCUAGUAAUUCACCAAAGUACACUAUUACCGGAAAAGGUCACGAAGCAAAAUAUUCUGAUGUUCCUGCGCCAAAUUCUUAUGAUCCUCAUUUACCUGACGGAACUCCCAAAUAUACGAUUGGUGGUAAAGGGUUAUCGGAUAAGCCGUCUGAUACUCCUGGGCCAAACGUAUAUGAUCCACAGUUGCCUCACAACGCUCCUAAAUUUACAAUAUCGGGCAAAGGAAAAGAUCCUAAAAUUAAUGAUGUGCCUGCUCCCAAUAAAUAUGAUCCCCAUCUCCCCAAUGGAACUCCAAAAUUUACGAUUGCAGGGAUUCGACAUCCAGAAACAAUUGAAAAUACUCCCGCACCAAACUCUUAUAGUCCAGAAAGAGCUAAUAAAUUAUUAUUUGAAAGUUCUCCAGCUUAUACUUUUAGAACUAAGCAUUUACAUAACCAACCAAGUGACACGCCUAGUCCUAAUUCAUACGAACCAAGUAAAUAUGACUACAUGUUAGAGGGUGCGCCUAAGUAUACUUUUGGUACAAAAGGUCCCGCUGAUAAGCUUCCUAACUACCCAGCUCCAAAUGCUUACACUCCAGAAAAAGCUGAUCAUAUCUUACAUGGACAUGCACCGUCUUAUUCAUUCCGCCCCAAAAUAGAAAAUGGUAAGGUUGUGAACACCCCUGGACCUAACGCUUACAGCCCAGAAAAAGCCUAUAAAGUUUUAGAUAAAUCGCCUGCCUACACUAUAGCUCCUAAAGGUAAAGAUGACAAAGUAUACGAUACACCAGCGCCUAAUUUUUACUGCCCUGAAAAAGCUGACAAGAUUCUUUUAGACAGCGCACCUCGAUAUUCCUUCAGGAUUAAGAACAAUCCAUACAAACCAGAUAUUGUACCUGCACCUAAUAGCUACAAUCCCGAUAAAGCUGACAAAGUGCUGUUGCACAACGCUCCCCAGUAUACGUUCCGAAUUAAAACUAAUGAAGUGAAGACCGUUGAUACUCCUGCACCAAAUUCAUACAAUAUUCCAACGAAAGUCGAAACACCAUUAUAUACAAUUUCGGGUAGACAUAAGGAACCCAUAGAUGAGCGCCUCAAGGUGCCUGCUCCAGGGACUUAUGACCCUGAAAAGGGCUACAAAUUUAUUUUGACUUAUUCUCCAGAACAUACCUUUGGCAUCAAAAUACAAACAAAUAAAUUCGCUGAUACCCCUGCGCCGAAUACAUACCGAAUUCCAUCUGUACUGGACACUCCGGUGUACACGAUGUCAGGACGUCAUAAAGUACCGGUUGAUGAUCGCGUGCGAGUGCCUGCGCCUGGCACCUACUCCCCUGAAAAGGUGCAGAUAACCAACACACCACAAAUAACAUUUGGUAUCAAACACUCGCCGCUGUUGGGACAACUCAGACCAUUAAGCACAUCACGUCCAACAGAGAAAAAAGUAACCCAAACCACCGAAAGUAACAAAGAAACUACUAAAUAUAUUCAAAGGACGGUUGUAGGCGAAAAUGGUCACAACGAAGAUACAACUCAAAUUAAUCGCCAAAAUAUUGAAGAGUCAAAUAAAUAUGCCGAUGUCAGUCGCGCGAAUGUGACCUACACGAGACACAACAACAACGUUCGAAGUACAACAGUUUCCCCUGAACCAAUUCAUAACCAAGAAACAUUGACACAGGAAAUUGUGUGGGUUCCCGAGCAGCCAACAGUACGUCGCGGGUCUUAUACCAUUGACAAAACAGAUGAGAAUGCAUACUCUGAACAUUACAAAAAUAAUGACAUUAUUUCAGUUGAAAACGGAGUGAAAAAAACUGCAGAGCAAGGAGAAAUUAGCGGUAGGUGCUCUGAGGAAAGGAGUACUAAAUUCAUAAGAAGAGAUGGUUUUGAACAAAAUAUUGACAGGAAUGUAAAAAACGCGACUGCUAAUGAGAAUAAAGAAACAGCUACCGAGGAAGUACGUAGUAAUACAGAUGUUCAAAAGUUAGAAAAUGGUGGUUUUUCGAAAACGACGACAACGACUACUGUUAAGAAGUUUGGCAACAGUGCAGCUAAAACAGAUAAUGCUACUACUAGCGUCACUCGCACUGCAACUGUGGUAACCGCACGUGAUAUUGGCGUCAAAUAA